AUCAGGACCAGAUGAGCAGAGGGAGGUUUCUGUGAAGAUCAGAGUUGCCCCAGCCCUGCUCUAGGAAGUGGCCCAGCAGCGCUGCGUCUCCAGCUGUCAUCGCUACGGACCUGGAAAAGAAAGAAGAGAAGAAAAAUGUCCCAUGCUUUAAAGCAAGUGUUCAAUAAAGACAAAACCUUCCGGCCCAAGCGCAAGUUUGAGCCAGGGACUCAGCGGUUUGAGCUGCACAAGAAGGCUCAGGCCUCGCUCAACGCUGGCCUGGACUUGAAAGUUGCCGUCCAGAUGCCACCAGGAGAGGAGCAGAACGACUGGGUGGCCGUGCACGUGGUGGACUUCUUCAACCGCAUCAACCUGAUCUACGGCACCAUCAGUGACUAUUGCACGGAGCAGUCCUGCCCCGUCAUGUCGGGGGGGCCCAAGUAUGAGUAUCGAUGGCAGGACGAGCACAAGUACCGGAAACCCACGGCCCUGUCUGCUCCCCAGUACAUGAACCUCCUGAUGGACUGGAUUGAGGUACAGAUCAACAACGAGGACAUCUUCCCCACUAAUGUCGGUACUCCCUUCCCCAAGAACUUCCUCCCGGUGGUGAAGAAGAUUCUCUCCAGGCUCUUCCGAGUCUUUGUCCAUGUCUACAUCCACCAUUUCGACAGGAUCACCCAGAUGGGGUCGGAAGCCCACGUGAACACCUGCUACAAGCACUUUUACUACUUUGUGAAAGAGUUCAAUCUCAUAGACACCAAGGAGCUGGAACCACUGAAGGAAAUGACCUCCCGGAUGUGCCACUGAGAUCAGACCUUCCUGCUCCCACCUCGGCGUCUCUUCCGAGGACUCCGAUACCCACUCCUGCAUUGGAGAUGUGAUUCAAGGGGAGAACAGAGACAUUUUGUUAAAAAAAAAAAUCUAUAUAUUUUCAACGAGUUUCAACGUAAAACUGUGACAUUGCAGGAAUAUUUUUUUAAAGAUGCUCUAGAUAAACUAGUUUUUUAUAGUUAAUUUCUAU
Athene cunicularia (burrowing owl) is the source of this 1000-nucleotide messenger RNA. It is a transcript of the gene MOB3A, whose product is annotated as MOB kinase activator 3A. The record is from RefSeq and is a predicted model, not a curated record. NCBI's taxonomy places the organism in Eukaryota, Metazoa, Chordata, Aves, Strigiformes, Strigidae. Gene Ontology annotation, cellular component: nucleus; cytoplasm. The coding region runs from base 136 to 786 and encodes 216 amino acids. The transcript is spliced from 3 exons. Gene Ontology annotation, biological process: positive regulation of protein phosphorylation; signal transduction. Gene Ontology annotation, molecular function: protein kinase activator activity.